UAUAAUGUUCUUAUGUUUCUGUUGAUAAACAAAACUAAAAUAAAUUAUAAUUAUAGUAAUAAUUAUUCAUCGUCUCAGUUGUGAUUAAAAUGUAUUUCACCAGUUCAUAAGUAUUUAUUAAUUGCUUCAAAAUUAUUGUGCGCGAUGUACCAUUUUCAAAAUCACCCAUAUUUUCAAGAUCAUGCAUACCACAAUAACCAAGCUCAACAUUGCCCAAGUUUCCAGGAAGAUAAACCUCAAAAUUGUUCAUCUUCCAUACACAAUAAUGUAUAUACAGUUUUGGAGAAUGUACCUACUUCGCAAGAUUGUGACAAUAAAAUGAAAACUCUGGAAAUGACUAAAGAGAAACCAAAUAAACUGAGCCCCAAGAAAUCGGCAGUGGAUACUUCUAAUUUUACUGUAGAAGAACGGUUAGUUGCGGCCGUUUGGGUACAUGAGAGGAAACGUUCGAAAACUACCUUGGGACAUAUAAAAAAGGAGUUCCGUCAGAGGUUUGGCCGUGAACCACCAGCAAAGAACACACUGCUGGCAUGGGAACGCAAGCUGUUUUCAUUGGGUAGUGUGCAUGAUGCACCCAGACCUGGCCGCCCUAUAAAUCGUCGAAUUAAAGUUGAGGAGGUGGCAGCGUCAAUACGAUCGGCGCCGUCGCUGUCGCUGCGGGAGCGCGCAGUGGCGCUGAGACUGUCUCGUACCACACUGCACACCAUCCUUCACAAGGACUUACAGCAUCUCCCCAGGAGUAAAGAGGAUCCAGUCAAAUCUAAGGGCACAGGAAAACAAAUAAAAAAGAGAAGACCAAGAGCAGAAAACAUGAAAAAGCAAACUGCUACGGUGCAGUAUGAAAACGCGCCAUUUUUACAAUCGGCUGUGAUCUGUGGAGCGCCAUCAACGCACCUGCUCACCGCCCACGGAUUCUCAUAAAUAUUAGGAAUUUAGUAGAGAUGAAACGGAUAGCAUUUAGCCGGAUAUCGGAUAUUCGGCCAACUAUGUGACCUAAUAGCCGAAUAUCCGGCCGCUGGAUAUCCGGCGGAACUUAGCAAACUAAUUAAUUCAUUUUCUUUCUAU
Achroia grisella is the source of this 1065-nucleotide messenger RNA. RefSeq lists its product as uncharacterized. The coding region runs from base 145 to 921 and encodes 258 amino acids. The record is from RefSeq and is a predicted model, not a curated record. NCBI's taxonomy places the organism in Eukaryota, Metazoa, Arthropoda, Insecta, Lepidoptera, Pyralidae. The transcript has 4 exons.